GUGAAUGUGAAUGAGCAGCAGUUUAUCCAGCAGCUACAAUAGAAACAUUUUUCCCUCCAUGGCACCAGUAGCCUUGGAGCUGUUUCCAUUCACCACCCGAGGAGGAGUAGGUUUCAGGCGCAUGGAGGAGGACUUGGCUGCGCACGGGACAUAAAUUCAGGUCAGACUUUGCUAUCUCAAGUGAAAUGUAAAACAGGAGGCAGGCAGUAGGUGAAGCGUGAACCACAGGCGAUCUGUGAUAACGCCCGGCCAUCAGCCACUUCUCCCACUUGGCCGCUAUUAAGGCACCGCUGAAAUCUGCAGCCGGCGCAGAGACGCGCUGCACUUGACACUUUGGCUUCAUGGCUCAGCGCUCCGCACACCCUGUCGUCCCCAUCGCGCUGCUGGUGUUUGGACUUGUUGCGAUCCUGCUCCUCACUAUCCCCACUGAAGACGUGCAGGAGGCUCCGGGGUUCAUGUAUGGGAUCGUCUUGGAUGCCGGAUCUUCGCAUACGGCGUUGUACAUAUACAAGUGGCCAUCAGAUAAGCAAAAUGGCACAGGCAUCGUCACCCAGCACAGUGAAUGUCACGUUGAGGGCGGAGGCAUCUCCAGCUAUGCGGGCCAUCAGGGAGCAGCAGGGCAGAGCUUAGAGGCCUGUCUGGACCGGGCGGUGAAGGACAUCCCCAAAGAAAGACACCAGCUCACACCUGUGUACCUGGGAGCCACAGCUGGCAUGAGGCUUCUGAACAUCUCCAGCCCGGAGCUGUCAGUUCAGAUUCUGCAGGAAGUGGGCCACAAGAUCCAGUCCUACCCGUUCAGUUACCGGGGGGCGGCCAUACUGAGUGGUCAGGAGGAGGGGGCGUACGGCUGGGUCACCGUCAACUAUCUCUUAGAGAACUUUAUAAAGUAUGGUUUCGUGGGGCACUGGUUCAGCCCCGGCAAGCCCACAGUGGGAGCGCUUGAUUUUGGCGGGGCAUCCACCCAGAUAACAUUUGCAACUCAGGAGGAAGUAGAGGACAAACGCGACAUGAGAAAGCUGCGUCUUUAUGGCCACGAGUAUUCUCUGUACACACACAGCUUCCUGUGCUACGGGCAGGACCAGGUCCUCAAGAGACUGCUGGCUCAUAUAGUGAAGUCUCAGGGUUACUCUGAGUCCAUCACUCACCCCUGCUAUCCUGCAGGCCACAACAGAACUUUACCGCUGAGCAGUAUAUUCAACUCUCCGUGCACAGAAAAGUACAAACCUAGCUCCUACAACUCCCAGGCUACUCUGACAAUACAAGGCAGCGGACAUUAUGAACACUGUCAGAGCAAUGUGUCUGAGAUCUUCUCCUUCGACAGCUGCCCCUUCUCCCAGUGCUCCUUUGAUAAAGUCUUCCAGCCAAAUGUCAGCGGUAGCUUCAUGGCGUUCUCUGCGUUCUACUACAUUCACUCUUUCCUGCAGAGUACCACCGGCAUCACUGUGAGCACUCCUUCACAACUGGAGGAGGCAGCCCAAACUGUGUGCAGCAUGACUUUCAAACAAAUGCUGCUUCUUGCUCCACGGCAGAAGUCUCGUUUGCAGGACUACUGUGCUUCCUCUGUGUUUCUCAAGAUUCUCAUGUUGAGAGGAUACGGCUUCGAUGAUGCAUCGUUCCCACGCAUUUCCUUCCAGAAGAAGGCAGGAGACGCCUCGGUGGGUUGGGCUCUGGGCUACAUGCUGAGUUUGAGCAGUUUGCUGCCGGCAGAGACAGUGGGGCUGAGGAAGGCCCUGACCCUGGGAGCGUGGGGGACACUUAUCUUUCUCUUAGUCCUCCUGCUCGUGGCAGUCCUGGUCUUCAUUUUACUUCGAGCUCGUGAUGGGAAGAAGAAAGGAGGCAGUGAAAGCGCCAUCUAGACACCCUAACACACAGUGCAGUCACUGAACAGUAAGACAGUGACACGUUUUUGCUUGUGUUGGCUCUGUACUCCAGUAUUUGGAUGUAAAAAUGAAACUGUGACUCAGAGGUGAUCAGGACUGUUAUCCUAAACUCAGAGACUGAUAUGAAUUUGACUGCAUUAUAUAACUAGAAUCCCUUUAUUUGGAGAUACCUUGACCCUAAAAUCAUCUGAUGUGGAUGCAGACACCCUCGAUUAAAGCUAAAACUCAAGACUUAAACUUCAUACAUGCUGGAGUGCAGAGAAACACAAUGAAAAUGUGUCACUGACCAAAUCCUGUCUGACUGCCCUGUAGGUUUAAUAUAGUACUCCGCUGGUGGCAUUGGCACCACAGAGGAGGUCUGAAUGUAAUUUUUAUUCUUGAAAAGUGAAACCAUUUUCUGAUUGUAUGGAAUGUAAAAAAAACAACAACAAUAUUUUGUUUGUUUUGUUUUGUUGUAGAAGGUGUGACUAUACUCUGAAGCACUGUUAAAGUAAUAUAAAGCACACUAUGCCGACGACUACCAGUUUAAUAUGUAAUCACUAUUUAAUUUGUUUUUUGUAUUGAAAUAUGUUUUUCAGGUAAGAGUUUUAUCACAUUUGAGUCUGCCCACAUUAACUUUUAAUAACGAGUAUCAUGUAGAUGUGGUGAACAGCAGGCGUUUGCAUAUUAUAACAAUUUCCUGGUGGAGACAAACUCUUCACAGUCUAUUCAAAAACUUUCGUUAGGAGGCAGAUAUGUUUUUUUCUUAUAGAUCUUGUGUCACUCGGCGGAUAUUAUUAAACAUAUAUUUUGAGUGUUAGUCUGUAAGGACAGAAAAUGGGAUCUUUCAACUAAGAUUUAAUGGUCAAACUUGUGUUUUCAGAAUAACACUCACUCAUAUACACAUUUCGUUUUCUUGAUAUCUAUAAUAAAAUGUAAGAUGACACAGCAGUUGCUGAUACAAAUUAAACUAGAGUACCACACUCCCUAUUGAAAAGACAGAGAGGAAUGAUAUAUCAUUGAGUUGCUGAACACCAGUCGCAUCUUAUCUGCCAAAAAAACAUAUUUAUUCACAGCAGUGUUGUACUUGAUCUGUCUUGGUCUCGAGAUUACUUUUUAAGGUUUCAAUCUUAUCUCGGACUCAGCCAUCUUGUCUCGGUUUUAUUUCAUUUCUGGAUUUUAUUUCAAGACCAAUCAUGAAUCAUUCAGAUCAAUCUGAGGAGUCUGCAUGAUCUAUGUUUUAUCGUAAGUGUAACAUGCAGGGUGGGACUUGCACUGGUCUGGUCUCAACUUGGUCCCACCCCCUCUAAUUCUUGGUCUUGUCUUGGUCUCAAUACACUCUGGUCUUGGUCAUGACUUGGUCUCGGUUUAGGUGGUCCUGCCUACAGCACUGACUCAUACACUGUUAAUGUUUGUCAUGUUUUAGUCAUGAAUCCAUUAACUUACUUUCGAUGAUACAAAUAUCCCUAAGGUUUAAAGUAGUGAUGAGUUUUAGUCAAUGUGUCAAACAGGUGUUAAUUCAGCUCAGUAGUUGUUUUUGAAUCUGGUGUGUGUGUUGUUGCACUGCAUUGUGUUAUAUUUUCCACCAUAAUAUAGUAUUUAAAGGCUCUUUUGUUCGAUUAGAUUGCACACCACUUGUGUUGCUUUCAUCGCGCCAUCCCAUCUGCAUUAUAGGCUGAGGUGGAAAAUGAAAAAACAAAUCAAGACAUUCCAAUAUGUGCUCAGGUGCGCUGGCAUAAAAAGCCAAAGGCAACUCUAAAUUUAGAUUUUGGUCGUAGCAAUUCAGUGUCUUGGCGCCUUUUUCAAGAACUUCCAAGAUUAUUUUAGCUCCAUUAAAGCCCCUGCAUGUUAUUGUUUUAAUGUGGCAUCUUUCACACUAUUGUUGUGGCAUUAUACGUUUUGGUUCAUGCUGGUGAAAAUUGGUGUCAUUAAACAUGUGUAGCUGUCAACCCAUUUAAUAAAUAUCAGAUCAAACAAGUGUGACAAAUAGUUUUAACUAAUUUUAUACCGUACCAAUAUUUUUUACUAGUAGGCCACUAGCCACCGUAAAUGCGUAAUUAAUAUUAAGUCAUUGUGAGUUUUGAGUUAUCGUGACAUUACAUUGCUCUCUGUGUGUUCAUGUUGUAUCUUAAUUGCUCCUGAUAACAAAAUAAAUGUUUCUUUGUUUUUCCU
Molecule: messenger RNA, 4031 nt
Organism: Epinephelus fuscoguttatus (brown-marbled grouper)
Lineage: Eukaryota; Metazoa; Chordata; Actinopteri; Perciformes; Serranidae
Gene: entpd2b
Product: ectonucleoside triphosphate diphosphohydrolase 2b
Exons: 9
Coding region: 342-1856 (504 amino acids)
Biological process (GO): nucleoside diphosphate catabolic process
Cellular component (GO): plasma membrane
Molecular function (GO): UDP phosphatase activity; GDP phosphatase activity
Source: RefSeq, a predicted model, not a curated record